GCUGCCUCCCCUUCCGGCCGCCGCCGCGAUGCCGAUGAAGGGCCGCUUCCCGGUGCGCCGGACCCUGCAGUACCUCAGCCAGGGCGACGUCGUGUUCAAGAGCUCGGUGAAGGUGAUGACCGUGAACUACAACACGGCUGGAGAACUGAGCGAAGGCGCAAGAAAGUUCGUGUUUUUCAACAUCCCCCAGAUCCAGUACAAGAACCCCUGGGUGCAGAUCAUGCUGUUCAGGAACAUGACUCCCUCGCCCUUUCUCCGGUUCUACCUGGACAGUGGAGAACAAGUUGUGGUAGACGUGGAAGAUAAAACCAACAAAGAGAUAACAGAGCACAUUAAAAAAAUCCUGGGGAAAAGCAAAGAAAUACUUGAAAAAGAAGAAAGAGAAAGGAAAAAACUGUCACAUCCAGCAACCUUCGGGCCCAAGAAGUAUCAUCUGCGAGAAUGCAUGUGUGAGAUUGAAGGCCAAGUUCCCUGUCCUGCUUUUGUACCAUUGCCCAAAGAGAUGAGGGGAAAAUACAAAGGUGCCAUGAAAAAUGAGGCAUGAGCCUGACAUUUCAAGAUCUCAAGUCAUGGAGCUAUUUUGCCUCAGGACUGGACAAUGAAGGUGCUUCAGUGAGAGACAAGAGGCAGCAGUUCCUGGGAACAGGAACAAGCAAGUUCAUUCAAUACAGAGAACUGUGUCAUUAGCCUUCUUACAACUACAACUAGAAUUAAGUGAAAAAUAAAUAAAAGUUAAAACUGGCACCAAAAAAA
This is a messenger RNA of Melospiza georgiana, 753 nucleotides long. RefSeq names its product mitochondrial ribosomal protein S25 (gene MRPS25). Bases 29 to 544 code for a protein of 171 amino acids. NCBI's taxonomy places the organism in Eukaryota, Metazoa, Chordata, Aves, Passeriformes, Passerellidae. Gene Ontology annotation, molecular function: structural constituent of ribosome. The transcript has 4 exons. Gene Ontology annotation, cellular component: mitochondrion. The record is from RefSeq and is a predicted model, not a curated record.